UUUUAAGUUGAUAAAUUGUGGAAUAAAAUAGUGUUUUUGGCCAAAAAUGAGAUGCGCAGUGCUUAAUUGCAAUAGUGCCAAAACGGCCUCUGAUAAAAAUUCACAAUUAUGUUUCUUUAAGUUUCCGAAAAACGCUGAUUUAGCCAAACAGUGGCUCUCAUUUUGCGGCAAUAAAGACGCCCUGAAUAUGAAGAAUGCCAGCGUUUGCAUGAAACAUUUCAAAGACGACGAUAUUGUGGGCGCUCUCAAGUUCGAAUUGGGAUUGGCGAAGAAGCGCACAUUGCGGCCAGGCGCAGUGCCUUGCAUACAACUCGAAAGUGAAAGCAUGUCUGAAAAGGCACGCAAGGAACGCAACCAGAAGCGAGAGAACCAGAAACUGGUGGCCGAGCUUCUGGCGGAUGCCGAGGUGAAACCGGAUGACAUUGAACCUACUCCUAGCUAUGUCCGAUAUAAUACUGGAAUCGCAUCGGCCCCGGCCUUCGUCACUCCGCCAAAAAUUGAAAUUAAUUCUUUCGUGGACGAAGAUGACCCGCUCUCAGGUGAUGCAAAGCAAGCAUAUCUGAAGACGCAGUUCAUUAAGUGUCGUACAUGCUAUCGGGACUUUGAGUUAGAUGCGGGUUGCGAAGAUCCUUUCGACAACACCAACAGCGUUUUGCUUUUUCGCAUCGAAGUUAUUUGCGGAGUUUGGCUCAGUAACAUCGAGGGCGGACCACGUUACAUUUGCCCGGAUUGUGUGCUGUGCCUGAAUACGGCGAUUGAUUUCCGUGAAAGGGUCAUCAGCACAGAGGUGAUGCUAACUCAGGGCAUGCCCGUGUGUGAUAAACCAGAGUUGGUCACCACAGAGCCAGAGGAGCCUCUAGGAAAUUCUGUAGCCGAGUGGUCACCGAUUGGUAUGGCAGAAGACGACGGCGAACAUGACAUUUUGGAUGAUUCGUAUAGCCCCAUCGAAAGCCCCAAUAAGAUAGAUAAAAUAGAAAUAUUAGAGUCAAUCGAGGAAGAUGCCAACAAGGCCCCAGCAGAUCCACUCAGCGUUGCACGUGGAGCCAAAAUCCUUGAUGAACUGAUCAGCGAAUUCACAGGUAAUGAUAAACCCAAAACGGAACGCUCAAAGAAGGAAACACCUGCAGCGAAACCGGCAAAGGCAAAGGCAAAAGAACAGCACAAAAAAACAACGAUUCGGCCAACACGACAGGCUAACCCCAAAUCGCAGAUAGAGCGAAAUCGUAUACGCCGCGCUCAGCUCAGAAAAAAGCCCCCAUCCCACGUGUGUGAUCAAUGCGGGCAGGUCUUCCGCAUGACCCACAAUUUGCAGAUUCAUAUGCUUCGGCACACGCGCACAAAGAACUUCCAUUGUCCUGAAUGCCCAAUGACAUUCUACGAUGCCUACAUGAGGAACAUUCACAUACGCGUCCGACACAAGGGCGAGCUUCCCUACGUCUGCCGAUAUUGCCCGGAAAGAUUUGCAUAUGCGGGAAAGCGUCAGCUGCACGAAGGGAAAGUACAUUGGGCAGCUCCACGACAAAAAUGGAAUCGGAUCAAUUCCGCGCCAAAGAAACGAGCUCCAACGAGACAUUUUUGCCAACUUUGCGAUAAGAGCUAUAUUUCGAAAUACGCUUUAGCCUGGCACGUUAAAUCGCAUGAAGAUGCGAACGCAUUCAAGUGCCAGCAGUGCGACAAGAGCUAUUCCGAGCCAGCGAAGCUGAGGCGCCACGAAUUGACCCACCAGGAGAAGCCGCUGCAGUGCGAUGUCUGCUUAAAGGGCUUCUAUCAGCGCUGCAAGCUCAAAGAUCAUGAACUUAUACACACUGGAGAGCGACCCCAUAGGUGUGAAAUUUGUAAUGUUAAUUUCCGGUAUAAAACAAACUUAAAGGUACAUGCAAACACCAAAAUGCACCAGGAUAAUCUAGAGAAGGCGAAGAAUAGUGUGCAAGUUUAUACAGACUAGAAUGGACAUCGAUUUAUGCUAUUGAUCGCCUCCCGUUUCGACCUGUGUGGUGCAACAGGUGGCAAUUCAGACAGCCUUAAUACUCUUCUCCCUAUUCGCCUUUCCCAUCCUCCUCUUCCAUGGAUUCCCAUUGGAUCUUCAGCUACCGUAUGACCAUGAAAUAUUCCAUAAAUGUUGGAGAAGGGAAAAAGUUAUACAUACAUAUGUAUAUUAAUAUGAAGAACAAGUUUAUUUUUAUUGCAAAU
Molecule: messenger RNA, 2190 nt
Organism: Drosophila subobscura
Lineage: Eukaryota; Metazoa; Arthropoda; Insecta; Diptera; Drosophilidae
Product: zinc finger and SCAN domain-containing protein 12
Exons: 5
Coding region: 47-1945 (632 amino acids)
Biological process (GO): regulation of transcription by RNA polymerase II
Cellular component (GO): nucleus
Molecular function (GO): zinc ion binding; RNA polymerase II transcription regulatory region sequence-specific DNA binding; DNA-binding transcription factor activity, RNA polymerase II-specific
Source: RefSeq, a predicted model, not a curated record